GUUUGAGCGCAAUAAGGGUUGUCGUCUUUCUCUCGCAAGCAAAGAUUGAGCGGUCAGAGUGCGUGAAGGGAGAGGAGAUGGCGGGGCAGUCAGUGGACAUCAUGGCGAAGGUGCUGGAGCAGCAAGUUCUGCAGUCGGCGCGGAUGGUAGAGGAGCAGCUGGACGCCGAGUUGGAGAAGCUGGAGAAGAUGGACGAGGACGAGCUGGAAAUACUUAAGGAGAGGAGGCUGGAGGCCCUCAAGAAAGCCCAGAAGCAGAAGCAGGAGUGGCUUUCAAAAGGCCAUGGUGAAUAUAGAGAGAUCCCCAGCGAGAAAGACUUCUUCUCCGAGGUGAAGGAGAGCAAGAAUGUGGUUUGCCACUUCUACAGGGAUUCCACCUUCAGGUGUAAAAUUUUAGACAAGCACCUGUCUGCCCUGGCCAAGAAGCACCUGGAGACGAAGUUCAUCAAGCUGAACGUGGAGAAGGCGCCCUUUCUGACGGAGCGACUGCGUAUCAAGGUGAUCCCUACCAUGGCGCUGGUGAAGGACGGGAAGACCAAGGACUACGUGGUGGGCUUCACCGACCUGGGCAACACGGACGAGUUCUCCACAGAGGUGCUGGAGUGGCGGCUGGGCUGCUCUGACAUCAUCAACUACAGUGGCAACCUAUUAGAGCCUCCCACAACCGGUCAGAAGUCAGGGUCAAAGUUCAAAAAAGUGGACAAGAAGACGAUCAGGGGGAAGGGCUACGACUCGGACUCCGAUUCCGACGACGAUUAGAGAACACUGCCGACUUCCUCCGUUCUCAAUUCCUCUCAGGACUUCCUUUUCACAGUCCUCAGUUUCAGACCUGCAAUUCCAAACAAGCUGACCGAAACUCAACCCAUGUGUCUGUUCCUUUGCCUUUAAUUUCUCUCCACCUAUCAAAGUUCUUGUUUCAUCAUUAACGUCCAUUUGUCACUGCACCAUUAAUUUUUUCCCUUUUGUACUGAUGAGCAAUUGUCAUGCGUGGGCUAGAUUUAGAGUGAAUCUCAUAUUCCUCCUUUCAGGCUGAGUGCAGGCAUGGGAAGUAAUUAAUGCCUUGUGUGAUUCCAGCAACACUUACCUGAAUAUUCCAUUUUCCAAUAAUAUUUUCUACAGUAAACCUAGGGACUGGUUUUCCCUCCAAGUCACUAUGGCUGUGGGGUCCAGGUAUUUGAUUUUUAAAUUUAAUCUGCCUCUUGGCUCCAUCACCUGUAACCCAAUAACUUGAGGUGGACUUUAAUAUGAAUAUUUAAUUAGAAAUCGCUGUUUAAAAACCACCACUGUCUUUCAUACUUUGUUU
Megalops cyprinoides (Indo-Pacific tarpon) is the source of this 1302-nucleotide messenger RNA. It is a transcript of the gene txndc9, whose product is annotated as thioredoxin domain containing 9. NCBI's taxonomy places the organism in Eukaryota, Metazoa, Chordata, Actinopteri, Elopiformes, Megalopidae. The record is from RefSeq and is a predicted model, not a curated record. Gene Ontology annotation, biological process: microtubule cytoskeleton organization. The coding region runs from base 78 to 758 and encodes 226 amino acids. Gene Ontology annotation, cellular component: cytoplasm. The transcript is spliced from 5 exons.